Cetraspora pellucida is the source of this 4131-nucleotide messenger RNA. NCBI's taxonomy places the organism in Eukaryota, Fungi, Glomeromycota, Glomeromycetes, Diversisporales, Gigasporaceae. The record is from the annotation of a GenBank genome assembly.
AUGUCUGACAUGUCCGAUAGUGAUUACUCUGAAUAUUCUUCUUUAACAACAACAACGACGAAGAGACAGCCAGCAAGAAAAGCGAAACCAACUAAGAUAAUUGAAAUAGACAGCGAGAAUUCUGAAGAUAUUUCUGGUAGCGAUUAUGCUCCAUCAAUAUCAAAGGAAAAGAAACAGCCGGCAAAAAGGGCAAAAACAGCAAAGAAAACUCAAGUAGAAGAUGAGGCUUCUGAUAAAGAUAUUUCCGAUUAUUCUCCGUCUACAUCAAAAGGAAAGAAACAGCCAACAAAAAAGGCCAAAGCCACAAAGAAAACUCAAAUGGACAAUGAAGUUGUUGAUAUCGAUGUUUCUGAUUCUCAUUCGACGGCCAAGGCAAAGAAACAACCGAUAAAGAAAGCAAAAGCAACAAAGAAAAUUCAAUUGAAUAAUGAGGAUUCUGACAACGAUAUUUCGGACGCUCCAGAAGCUUCUUCAAGCAAAGCAGACACUUUACAUAGCGGAAAAACCGUCGAAGAAAUAUAUCAAAAGAAAACUCAAAUUGAGCAUGUUUUAUUACGGCCAGACACUUACAUCGGGUCUGUUGAAGCUAUAACUGAAAAACUUUGGGUUUACGACUCUGAAUCUGAUUCUAUGGUGUACAAGGAUGCGACUAUAGUCCCUGGGCUUUACAAGAUUGUUGACGAAAUAUUGGUUAACGCAGCUGAUAAUAAGAUUCGUGAUCCUUCAAUGAAUACCAUAAAAGUUAAGAUCGACAAAGAACAGAAUCUCAUAUCAGUAUAUAACAAUGGUAAAGGAAUUCCUAUCGAGAUACAUAAGGAAGAAAAUGUUUAUGUUCCUGAAUUGAUUUUCGGGCACCUUUUGACAUCAUCGAAUUAUGAUGAUAAUGAAAAAAAGGUUACGGGAGGUCGUAAUGGAUAUGGCGCUAAAUUGACAAACAUUUUUAGCACUGAAUUUAUUGUGGAGACGACUGACACAAAUGCUAAAAAAAAGUACAAACAAAUAUUCAAGGAUAACAUGAGCGUCAAACAAAAUCCAAAAGUAACUUCAUAUUCAAAGAAAGAAGAGUAUACUGAGAUAACCUUUAAUCCGGAUCUUGCAAAGUUUGGUUUAACUGAAUUAACUGAUGAUAUUGUUGCGUUGUUAAAAAAGCGUGUAUUCGAUAUGGCUGGUUGUGUUAAGAAUGUUAAAGUCUUUUUGAAUGAUGAACGAAUUAAGGUUCGAAAUUUCAAGGAAUAUAUUCAAAAAUAUUUACCAGCUCCAAAUCCUUCUGAAGACUCAGUUGCGAAAUCGCCAGAUAUAAUACAUGAGCAGGUUAAUGAACGCUGGGAAGUUGGUUUUACUCCAAGUCAAGAGGGUCAAUUUCAGCAAGUGAGCUUUGUAAAUAGUAUCGCUACCAUGAAAGGUGGUACACAUGUCAACCAUGUUGUUGAUCAACUGGUUACAAGAAUUGUAGAAACUGUUAAGAAGAAGCAUAAAGAUGCCAAAUUAAAACCAUUCCAAGUUAAAAAUCAUAUAUCAGUAUAUAUUAACUGCUUAAUUGAAAACCCGAGUUUCACAUCUCAAACUAAGGAAUAUAUGAGUCUAAAAGAGAAAUCAUUUGGCUCGUCUUGUACUCUUAGUGAAAAUUUCAUAAAUAAAGUGUUAAAGUCUGUAAUUAUAACGAAUAUCAUUGAAGAAGUCAAACAAAAACAAGAUAGAGAGUUAAAGAAAACAGACGGUGCAAAAAGGUCCAAUGUCCUUUCUAUCGAAAAAUUGGAAGACGCUGGUCAUGCUGGCGGCAAGUACGCACAAAACUGUACUUUAAUCCUUACAGAAGGUGAUUCAGCCAAGUCUCUUGCCGUUGCCGGAAUUUCAGUUGUCGGUCGUAAGAAUUUUGGUGUAUUUCCACUUCGUGGAAAAUUAUUAAACGUUCGUGAUGCAUCACAUUCGUCAAUAAUGAGCAAUGAAGAAAUUCAAAACAUCAAGAAAAUCCUUGGAUUACAACAUAAUAAGCAGUAUACAUCAACAAAAGACUUACGAUACGGCCAUCUUAUGAUUAUGACUGAUCAGGAUUAUGAUGGAAGUCAUAUUAAAGGACUUAUUAUCAAUCUUUUGGAUCACUUUUAUCCUUCCUUAUUGAAAAUUCCGGAUUUUUUACGCGAAUUUAUUACACCUAUUGUCAAGUGUACUAAUAAUCGAACAAAAGAGGUAAUUUCAUUCUAUACAAUUCCAGAAUAUGAGCAGUGGAAAUCAUUAAAUAAUGAAGGAAAAGGCUGGUCCAUAAAGUAUUACAAAGGAUUGGGGACUAGUGAAGCUAGAGAUGCGAAAGAAUACUUUAGUGAUUUGCCUACUCAUAUGAAACCUUUUCGCGAGCUUCAACAAGACGAACGUUCACUAAUAGAUAUGGCAUUUAAUAAAAAAAAAGCAGAUGCUCGUAAGGAAUGGCUGCGGACUUUUCAACCUGGAACUUAUAUGGAUCAUAAUGUUGACGAAAUCACAAUCACUGAUUUUAUUAACAAGGAGUUAAUAUUAUUCAGUAUGGCAGAUAACGCACGUUCAAUACCUUCAGUAAUUGAUGGAUUUAAACCUGGUCAGCGUAAAGUUAUGUAUGGUUGUUUUAAGAGAAACCUUAAUAAAGAAGUUAAAGUCGCACAAUUGGCAGGAUACAUCUCAGAGCAUUCAGCUUACCAUCAUGGAGAGCAAAGUCUUACAUCUACCAUAAUUGGUCUGGCUUAUGAUUUUGUUGGAUCUAACAACAUAAAUUUGUUGCAACCACGAGGUACAUUUGGUUCAAGGGCCCAGGGUGGAAAAGAUGCUGCAAGUGCUCGUUACAUUAAUACUGCACUUCAACCAAUCACACGACUAAUAUACCAUAGAGCAGAUGAUAAUUUAUUGAAAUAUCUUAAUGAUGAUGGUCAAUGGAUCGAGCCUGAAUGGUAUUGUCCAACUAUACCAAUGGUUCUUGUAAAUGGAUCAGAAGGUAUUGGAACAGGGUGGAGUUCUUACAUUCCAAAUUAUAAUCCUAUGGAUUUGGUUAAAAACAUACUUCGCCUGAUGGAAGGCGAAGAACAAGAACCAAUGCAUCCCUGGUAUCGUGGUUUUAAGGGUGUUAUUAAGCCAUUGGAUAAAGACAAAUACACGAAUAACGGUGUGAUCGAAAGAAUUUCUCCUACAGAAAUAAAGAUUACAGAAUUGCCUGUUCGAACUUGGACACAGAAUUAUAAAAAAGAUCUAAUCGACAAGUUUAUGGGAUUUAUAAAUAAGUUUGACGAAGAACAUAAAGCUUAUACCGUAGAUUUUUAUAUUUCACUAAAGGAAGAGCUUGCCGAUCUUACUGACGAAGAACUUGCGAAAAAGUUUAAGAUCAAUUCCACUAUUCCUACUUCGAAUAUGGUUUGUUUUGAUCCAGAGGGCCGCUUGAAAAAGUACCAGACUCCUGAAGAUAUUCUUCAAGAAUUUUAUCAUGUUAGGUUAGACAUGUAUUCUAAGAGAAAAGAUUACUUGAUAGCUGAAUUAAGACAUGAGUGCCUUAAGUUAUCAAACAAAGUGCGAUUUAUCAACAUGAAGAUAAAACAUGAGCUCGAGUUUGAAGGAUUGAGGAAAAAAGCUAUAAUAGAAUUACUGGCAGCUAAUAGUUUUGACAGAGUUCAUAAAAGACCUGUUGUAAAAUAUGGUUUAGAAGAGGCGAGUGAUGAGGCGGAAGAAGAUUCAAAUGAUAGCGGUUAUAACUAUCUUAUGUCAACACCUGCAUGGGCUUUCAGUAAAGAGGAGGCUGAGAGAAUUAAUUCAUUGAAAAAUGAAAAAGAAAAAGAGUUAAAAAUUCUUGAGGCAAAGCCUCCUAAAGAAUUUUGGAAGGACGAUUUAAAGGCAUUUGAAGAGCAAUGGAAUAAAGAUUUGGCUGAAUUCGAAGAAAAUAUGAACGAGUCAGUUGGUGGUGUAAAAAAAGGCAAAAAAAGAGUAAUAAAACCAACUCAAAAAGCUAAAGCGAAAACUGUGAAUAAGUUAGAUGAUGAAAAGAGCGAUGUUGAAGUUGUUGCAGUUAAAUCAAAAAGAAAAAAGGUUUUUGAUUCAAAUGAAGGUCCACGAUCCAAAAUAGCCAACGUUUUUGCCUUUGAUUCCUCUUCUGAUGAAGAAGAACCAAAACCAAAACGA